Lactuca sativa (garden lettuce) is the source of this 1257-nucleotide messenger RNA. RefSeq lists its product as uncharacterized. NCBI's taxonomy places the organism in Eukaryota, Viridiplantae, Streptophyta, Magnoliopsida, Asterales, Asteraceae. The record is from RefSeq and is a predicted model, not a curated record.
AAACGGUCUUGAUGUCAGGAGCAGUUAUCUCGAAUCUCGAUCUCCACAAAAUAAAGCCAAAAAAAAAAGUGAACAAAACACUGUCGUCCCAAUUCGGACAAAAUCCAAAUCUCCGUGAUGCAUACCGACGGCAAGUCUGAGGCGGAGCGACUGCUUGGUAUCGCCGAGAAGCUCUUACAAGCUAAAGAUCUCAACGGCGCUCGUGAUUUUGCAAUUUUAGCUCAAGAGACUGAGCCCUUAGUCGAAGGCUCCGAUCAGAUCUUGGCGGUUGUUGACGUCCUUAUCGCCGGUGACAAACGAAUUAAGAACCAAAACGACUGGUAUGCAAUUCUUCAAUUAGAAACCCGAAAUGACGAUACCGAUCUCGUCAAAAGACAGUAUCGCCGCCUUGCGCUUCUUCUUCAUCCUGAUAAGAACAAGUACGUUUUCGCAGAUGCAGCGUUCAAGCUCGUUGCAGAUGCGUGGGCAGUGUUGUCCGAUCCCUCGAGGAAAAUUGCGUAUGAUAAUGAAUUGUUUGCGUUUUCGAAGGUAGAUCUAGUUGCCAUGAAGAAAGAUGGAGAGAAAGGGGAUGAUCAGAAUCAUCAAAUUUUACGUGAUAAGAUUUCGGGGAGACGAACAUCGGCAAAUAUAUGGACGGUGUGUCCGUUCUGUUACAAUAUGUAUGAGUAUCCUAGGGUUUACGAUGGAUAUUGUUUGAGAUGUGUGAACUGUCAACGAGCGUUUCAGGUGGUGGUUAUACCUCCAUCUUCGUUGCCACCGACUGUACCGGGAAAAGAAGCGUAUUACUGGUAUUGGGGGGAUUUUCCGAUGGCAUUUCCAUCCACCAAUUCAUUGACGAAGGACAGGAACACGCCGCUUGCAGGACCUGGUGAGGAUUCCGUCGUCGGAACUCCGCCAGUGGCAGAAAUUAGACACCCACCACCUCCGACUGCUGGAAGCAAAGUUGCUAAAAAGAGAGGUAGGCCGAGAAAGAAUCCCCUGCCCUAAAAGUCCUUCAGAAACUGAGGGUUCCAUAGAAAUUCGUUGAAGGACUUAGCAAUUUUUGAGAGUUUUCUUCGGAUUGUUCAAGAAAUUCUUCAAAAUCUUUGUAGCUUGCCUCUCAAAUGAAUGAAGAAUUUGAAGAAAGCAAUUAAUUGACUCGAGAAACAUUUAGGUUGGUAUGUAGUGUUAUUUUGUUUACUUUUCUUUCAUGUUCAUAGAUAUGGCAAAUUACAUGGAAAUUGAAUAUAAACUUAAAUAAAAAUAUAAUUUUAAACA